Molecule: messenger RNA, 860 nt
Organism: Chrysochloris asiatica (Cape golden mole)
Lineage: Eukaryota; Metazoa; Chordata; Mammalia; Afrosoricida; Chrysochloridae
Gene: RAB25
Product: RAB25, member RAS oncogene family
Exons: 5
Coding region: 231-860 (209 amino acids)
Biological process (GO): exocytosis
Cellular component (GO): recycling endosome
Molecular function (GO): GTP binding; GTPase activity
Source: RefSeq, a predicted model, not a curated record
CGUCCUCUCAGCUUCCUACAGCACCCCCACCUGCCAGAGCUGAGCCUUCCCAGGCCCUGCCUAGCCUUGAGUCGGCCCUCAAUCCUUUUGGCUUCAGAAGUCUUCUUAACCCCAAUGAGAGGAGGGGCAGGUCCAGGCCUAUUGAGAGCUGAGGGCUGAAGGCAUUGAGUCUACGUACAGACCCAUCACCUCUGUCCCCAAAGACUCUCUACCCUCCAUGCGGAGUCAAGAUGGGGAACAGAACCGAGGAGGAUUAUAACUUUGUCUUCAAGGUGGUGCUGAUUGGCGAGUCAGGAGUGGGCAAGACCAAUCUGCUAUCCCGAUUCACCCGCAAUGAGUUCAGCCACGACAGCCGCACCACCAUUGGGGUUGAGUUCUCCACCCGCACUGUGAUGCUGGGCACUGCCGCAGUCAAGGCUCAGAUCUGGGACACAGCUGGCCUGGAGCGGUACCGAGCCAUCACUUCAGCGUACUAUCGUGGUGCUGUGGGGGCUCUACUGGUAUUUGACCUAACCAAGCACCAAACGUACGCAGUGGUGGAGCGCUGGCUAAAGGAGCUCUACGACCAUGCAGAGGCCACCAUAGUUGUCAUGCUCGUGGGCAACAAGAGUGAUCUCAGCCAGGCCCGGGAAGUGCCCACUGAGGAGGCCCGCAUGUUUGCCGAAAACAAUGGGCUGCUAUUCCUGGAGACCUCAGCCCUGGACUCCACCAAUGUUGAACUGGCCUUUGAGACUGUCCUCAAAGAGAUCUUUGCAAAGGUGUCCAAGCAGAGACAGAACGACACUCGGACCAAUACCAUCACCCUGGGCAGACAGGAGCCAGGAUCUGGGGAGAAAAGGGCCUGUUGCAUCAACCUCUGA